AUGGCACAGCCGCAAGUCAGACGCAGAACAAGUCUUCACGACAAGCUCAGAAUAAGGCAAAAGCCUUUACCCCUCCUGGAUACCGUGCCCGACAAUGAGGAAGAAAGACCGCGCUCCAGCUACCAGCCUAAGCAUGCUGCCGCCGACUUUUCUCGCUUGACGACUACACCACCACCCUCGAUUUUCAACGUAUCCCGAUCACGAGUCACAGAGUCCGAGACAAGUCAGCUAUCCCCUUCACAAACACGGCGAGUAUACCGCCGCCCAGAAUCGGCAAAUCCUCUGGCCGAGAUACGAUUCCGCGGUCAACGGCGGGACAUGGCAUCCGCAUUUUCGCAACAAGAACAGUCCAAGCCAGCUCAUCUAUCAAGACAACCACCACAGACUGUCACGAAACCGGUUCCUCUCACCGACUACGAGCUUUUCCUUGCACGAGCAGAACUCGAAGAGAGAGCACACCGGGACUUGUUACAGACUAUGGAUGCCCAGCUACAUGACAGUCUCCAUGAUCUCAUCAGGCCAAACCCUCAUCAACAGUUUGCCUCGCUGUCUCCUACGAGGCUAAGCGCAGGUUCGACCGCAGUAGCUGGGACAAGUCGGACAACGACCGGCAACAAGAGUCGUGAGAGCCGCACCAGCUGGGCCCCCCGUUCUGCAACCGGCAACACGGCGGCAGAGAUCGUUGCGUCCCAACAACACGAGGGAACUCUAGGAACACAACCUCACCAUGUCAGUUCACAUCAUCAGUCACAACCAGAUUCAAAGCGCCGUCCAAUGAUGUCCAACGGCGUCAAGGCAUCAAUACAUCGCUCAGGCACUGUAGGUCGGAUCUCGGGCGACGGCCUUGCACAGCACCUAAGGGAUCCCACUCUGAAGAGGCAAGCAAGCUUUGCCCAGAAAAUCGCCGAAUACAUUCGGCCUCCACGACCCGACGUCAUGGAUAUAUGGAGAAACGAGACAACUUUGAAGUUGACACGGUCUAAAAGUCAGGCUGGGCUAAGGAGGCUGGUGGCUGUUCCAAUUCACCACAUUGAGACGCUGGCAGAAUAA
This is a messenger RNA of Neurospora hispaniola, 1050 nucleotides long. RefSeq lists its product as uncharacterized. The coding region runs from base 1 to 1050 and encodes 349 amino acids. The record is from RefSeq and is a predicted model, not a curated record. NCBI's taxonomy places the organism in Eukaryota, Fungi, Ascomycota, Sordariomycetes, Sordariales, Sordariaceae. The transcript has a single exon.